AUGCGUCUGCAGGUAGCUGUAGCAGGCCUUCUACUUCUGACAGAUGCUGUUGUUUCUACUCCAAUAGUGAGGGGGGUGGUGGGGCAGCCGGUCACCCUCUCCUGUACCUAUUCCACCAAAUCUGGGGUCACCACCAUGUGCUGGGGCCGAGGGGCUUGUCCCUCCUCCAAAUGCUCACAGGAGAUCAUCUCCACGGAUGGGUACCAUGCCACCUAUUGGAAGGACAUACGUUAUAAGCUGAAAGGGAAAAUCCAAGAUGGGAAUGUCUCUUUGACCAUAGAGAAUGCAGCCAUGGCUGACAAUGGUCUCUAUUGCUGCCGAGUGGAGCAUAGGGGCUGGUUUAAUGACAUGAAGCUCACCAUGUCACUGGAGAUCAUACCAGAUGGGAAUGGCACUGUGACACAGUCUUCUAAUGGCCCUUGGCAUACCAAUCAAACUUGGGUAUUGCCGGCAAGGAAUUCCUGGACAAUCUCCACUAAGGUGAUCACCAUUGGAGUCAGUAUAAUUGUCGGGGUAUUGCUCAUCCUUUUGUUUGUCAAGAUUGCCAAAAAAUAUUUAUGCCUGAGAAGUAAGCUGCUGCAACUCAGCAUGGUUUUUGUGAACGGCCCUCCGAUUGGAGCUUUGCAAAAUGCAGCUGAAAUGCGUGCCCGAGCAGAAGACAAUGUCUACUUCGUUGAAGACAAUCCUUAUGUUGUGGAUUGA
Messenger RNA from Condylura cristata (star-nosed mole), 702 nucleotides. RefSeq names its product hepatitis A virus cellular receptor 1 (gene HAVCR1). NCBI's taxonomy places the organism in Eukaryota, Metazoa, Chordata, Mammalia, Eulipotyphla, Talpidae. Gene Ontology annotation, biological process: phagocytosis, engulfment; positive regulation of mast cell activation. Gene Ontology annotation, molecular function: virus receptor activity; phosphatidylserine binding. Bases 1 to 702 code for a protein of 233 amino acids. Gene Ontology annotation, cellular component: cell surface. The record is from RefSeq and is a predicted model, not a curated record. The transcript is spliced from 6 exons.